AUGGGCGCACUCUGCUCCAAAUCAGAGCUGGUUGAUGGAGCCAAGGAUCCUCAACGGCAACACAUCCCAGAAGAGCGCGAUCGCCACGAUAGAAAGGAUUAUUCACAUACCGAUUUCAUGGCUCGUCUAUCGCAACGCGCAACACAUCCAGCUAAGAAAGCUCGGAUGAGGGAACCCUUACUAGACGAUGCCGCAGCUGCGCGGAAUCAUAUCCAGGCGCAUGAUGUCGAGAUUGCAGCACGGGAAUCUAUUGUUGGGCCAUCAAAACCCGCAGGCGCAAAUGCGCUUUCGCAAGUACCUGGCAAUGUUGGGGAAUACUUCAAAUUGCGAGAAACGAUGGCAGCGCGUGAGAAGGCGCUGGACUUCGAUCAUACUUGUCGCGCGCGCAGUACGCCCGAGGAAAAGCAUGCAGAUGCCAUCCUCCAGAGGUUAAGGCGAGAGGACGAGGAAAAUGUAUAUGCCCAGGCCCCACCACGAACUGGCUACGGCGGACAGCAGCACCCUCGAUUUCCCGGAGAUCACUUCCUCGGCAACAAGCAUCUGAUCGAUCAAACGGCCUUGUUCAGAAUAGCACAGCAUAUGCCAAAGGGCGGCCACUUACACAUACACUUCAAUGCUUGUCUUGCUCCUCAAGUUCUACUCAACCUUGGGAAAGAGAUGGAUCGCAUGUUUAUCACAAGCAAUGUGCCCUUAGUUUCAGAUGACAACCACACCAACUUUGAUCGAUGCGAGAUCCAGUUCUCAUUGUUGAGCCCUGAGAAGGAAACGCCUGGCGACUUGUUCUCUGUAGAAUACCAACCUCGGCAAACGAUGCCUUUCAGAGAAUUCCUCGAAAAGUUCCAGAAGCAUUACACCAAAGACUCCACAAGUGUCGAUGAGUGGCUAUAUGAGAAGCUCAUGUUUCAUGAAGAGGAGGCACACAAUAGUCUACAAACCGGAUCUGGAGCUUGGGAAAAGUUCAAUGGAAGAACCCGUAUGAUGAAAGGCCUGUUUAACUACGCGACAGCAUACAAAAGAUACACCCGGCUUUGUCUGGAGGACUUCAUGAGGGACAACAUCAGCUAUGCGGAAAUCCGACCCAAUUUCAUGACCAGCAACCAGCUCUGGAGUGAUGAUGGGACACAACUUAUCGAUAACAAAGGAAUAAUGGAAUUAAUUAUUGAGGAGGUUAUGAACUUCCAGGUUGAUAUGAGAAAGCAGGGGCGAUACUUUGGGGGGCUCAAAGUAAUCUACUGCACGCCUCGGUCGUUCGAGCCAGCACAGAUCGAGGCUGCUCUAACAGAAUGUCUGAAGUUCAAACAGCUAUGGCCAGAGUGGAUUGCAGGGUUCGAUCUUGUUGGCGAGGAGGCCAAAGGGCGGCCUAUCAAAGACUUCAUCCCUGAACUUCUAAAGUUUCAAGACGAUUGCACGCGUGAAGGUGUCGAUAUUCCAUUCCUUUUCCAUUGUGGAGAGACACUGGACAUGGGAACCGAUACCGAUGGCAACCUCAUCGAUGCGCUCCUAUUGAAGUCUAAAAGAAUCGGGCAUGGUUUUGCGCUGGCCAAGCACCCCUAUGUGAUGCAACAUAUGAAAGAGCGCGGUGUUUGCCUCGAGCUCUGUCCCAUCUCUAACGAGAUAUUGGGGCUUACGCCGCGUGUCAGCGGGCAUACCAUGUAUCAGCUUCUUGCCAACAACGUACACUGUACAGUAAGCUCGGACAACGGUACACUAUUCAGAUCCUCUCUAUCUCACGACUUCUACCAGGUAUUGAUCGGUAAGGCCGAUAUGGGACUCUUUGGAUGGAAACAACUAGCUCUAUGGAGCUUAGAACAUGCCUGCCUCUCAGCGUCCGAGUAUAGUUCGAUCUCUCGCGACUGGGAGGAGAAGUGGAAGGCUUUUGUUCAGUGGGUAAUCGAGGAGUACGAUGAUCAGAGAAAAUCUGCUUGA
Molecule: messenger RNA, 1926 nt
Organism: Fusarium sp. VM40
Lineage: Eukaryota; Fungi; Ascomycota; Sordariomycetes; Hypocreales; Nectriaceae
Source: the annotation of a GenBank genome assembly